AAAAAAAACAUAAAAUUAAUAGGAAAGGCAACACGGUAAUAGGUCAAAUUAAAGAGUCAACUCGUUCAUAUCGUCUCCCCAGCCACAAAUUUCCUUUUAUUUCCCCUCAUUUCUCUUUACCUCUCUCCGUGAAAAAGCGAGACGUUUUUCUGUUUAUAAAAAAACUCCUAUUUUUGAAGAGGAAGAACAACGACAGCAUGGAUUCCUUUGAAUCAAACGAAAAUCACCAAAUCGCCGGCAACAUCAACUCCCACUCAAACACCAACGAUCACGGCUGGCAAAAAGUCACUUACGCCAAGCGCCAGCGAAAGCAGAAACCCGCUGCUCAUUCCGCCGCCAAUAAUUCCAAUGACAACAACGAACCAAACAAUGUCUUCCGAUCUCUCGAGCUUCAGUCUGAAGACCGCCGCCUUAAAAUUAUUGAAUCUCAGAGAGUCGCCGCAAAUGCCGUCGCUGUUGCUGAUACUCGAUCGAGAUCGAAGCACCACCGAUCUGAUGGCGACGAAGGUGAUGAUUAUGAUAGCGAUGAUACUGGAUUUCUCGAGGAGAAUGCCAAGGCCGACGAGAAGAAAGUGAAACAGAAGAAACCUAAGAAACCUAAAGUGACUGUAACUGAAGCCGCCGCUAAAAUUGAUGCCGCCGAUCUUGCUACCUUUCUUUCUGACAUAUCGGGGUCAUAUGAGGGGCAGCAAGAGAUUCAGCUGAUGCGAUUUGCGGAUUACUUUGGGAGGGCGUUUUCGGCAGUGAAUUCGUCGCAGUUUCCUUGGGUUAAGAUGUUCAGGGAGAAUACUGUGGCCAGACUUGCCGAUAUUCCACUGUCUCAUAUUUCUGAAGCUGUUUAUAAAACAUCUGCUGACUGGAUUAACCAACGCUCCAUUGUAGCGCUUGGUUCAUUUGUACUCUGGUCUUUAGACAGCAUUCUUGCAGACUUGGCAAGCCAGCAAGGUGGUUCUAAAGGUUCUAAAAAGGGCGCUCAGCCAGCAUCUUCGAAGUCUCAGGUCGCAAUGUUUGUAGUUCUGGCAUUGGUAUUGCGACGAAAACCUGAUGCUUUGGUUAAUGUACUGCCAACACUCAGGGAAGGUUCAAAGUAUCAAGGACAGGACAAACUUGUGGUUAUUGUAUGGAUGAUAGCUCAGGCCUCUCAUGGUGAUUUGGCAGUAGGGUUGUACUCUUGGGCACAUAACCUUCUGCCUAUAAUGAGUGGCAAAAGUUCUAAUCCACAGUCCAGGGAUAUAAUUUUGCAGCUAGUGGAGAAAAUUUUGUCUGCUCCAAAGGCUAGAUCAAUAUUGGUAAGUGGUGCUGUUAGAAAGGGGGAGCGCUUGAUGCCACCUUCUGCACUUGAAAUACUGUUACGAGCUACCUUCCCUCCAUCUUCAGCUAGAAUAAAGGCUACUGAAAGAUUUGCAGCAAUCUAUCCCUCCCUAAAGGAGGUGGCUCUUGCUGGCGCUUCUGGAAGCAAAGCAAUGAAACAAGUAUCACAGCAGAUACUGAACUUUGCUUUAAAGGCAGCUGGAGAAAGCAUUCCAGAGUUAUCUAAGGAAGCAGCUGGAAUUUCCAUCUGGUGUUUGACUGAAAAUGCUGAUUGUUACAAGCAAUGGGAUAAGGUUUACCAGGAUAAUCUAGAAUCUAGUGUUGCUAUUCUUAAAAGACUUACUGAGGAAUGGAAGGAGCUUUCAGUGAAAAUGACUCCUCUGGAUCCUUUGAGGGAAACCAUCAAGAACUUCAGACAGAAGAACGAGAAAGGAAUGGAAACUGAGGCUGAUGCUGCUCGCCAAGUACUCUUCAGGGAUGCAGACAAGUACAGCAAGCUGCUAUCAGGAAAAUUAUCACAUGGCCAUGGUUGCCUUAAAGGUAUGGCCGUUGCUAUUGUUGCAUUGGCUGCUGGUGCUGCCUUCAUGUCCUCAAACCUGGAAUCCUGGGAAUGGAAGGAACUGCCUGUAUUUAUUAGCUCUCAAUUCUCUCUCUAAGGAGGAUGCUGUAUGAUUAUCAACCAACAUUGGUGCAAAGCAUCGAUUUGUUUUUAGGAUACCAGCUUUCCUCAAUUUUGCACUCUUGAUAAUAGAGAAAGGGAAAAAAUUUCGAUGACAUUUAGGAUCCCUUUCUGGUGGUUCACAUACAGCAUGAGAACUUGGGCCGUUACAGUAUCGAGAAAAGCACAAUGGCUCUAGGGUGGGAGACCUUUUGAAGGGUCUCGUUCCCUUCAAAUAAGUUCAUCAAAACCAGUUUUAUUUGAUAUUUUGACUUUUAGGUUUUGUGAACGAAAUCAUAUUACAUGUUGAGAAUAUUUGAAGUUCUCGAAAAGAA
Messenger RNA from Populus euphratica (Euphrates poplar), 2304 nucleotides. RefSeq lists its product as uncharacterized. The coding region runs from base 198 to 1967 and encodes 589 amino acids. Gene Ontology annotation, cellular component: Golgi apparatus; endoplasmic reticulum. The record is from RefSeq and is a predicted model, not a curated record. Lineage: Eukaryota; Viridiplantae; Streptophyta; Magnoliopsida; Malpighiales; Salicaceae. The transcript has 10 exons.